AUGGAUACUUCCUUGAGCUGGUCCUCGCAGCUAGCGGUUGCCCCUCCUCAUCGGGCGCCUCGGCUCCCUGGGGAUAAAAUCACUUUGCCGCAAUCCGCUCUCGAACAGCUCCUCGCCGCUGCGCCCAUCCAAGCCGUGUCCCCGCAAAAUUCUCGAGUAUAUACCUCUGCAUUCGAUCCAUUCAACCCGCAUACCUUCGCUGCCGAGUCCCAAGCGCGCCAACACAUCGAGCAACGCCAACAGCAGCUUCCUCAUCCGUUAACCUUUCGUAUCGAGAACCCUCAGAAUGGUCGCUUUAUGUACGCCGGAAUUCGCGAGUUCUCCGCCGAGGAAAACGAAGUCGUGUUGAGCGCUUUGCUCCAAGAAUCCCUAGAAAUAAAGGAUGCAGAGUUCCCACCGCAGAGGACUGGCGAGACGCAAACCGCGACGACUGACCCGGAAACGCCUGGCGUAAUUCCGUCCGAUCCUCCCUCCGACUCUGGCCCCGCAGUCACGGUGCAUGCAAAGCAACUACCUAAAGGCACAUAUGUUCGCCUUCGCCCACUCGAAGCCGGGUAUGACCCCGAGGACUGGAAAUCUCUGCUGGAACGACACUUGCGGGAGAAUUUCACCACCCUGACGACUGGCGAAAUAUUGACGGUGCCGGGAACGAGGAAUCAGUCGUUUCGGUUCUUGCUCGAUAAGGUGUAUCCCGAAGGUGAAGGAAUCUGCGUUGUUGACACGGAUCUCGAGGUCGAUAUUGUGGCCCUAUCCGAAGAACAAGCCCGGGAGACUCUACAAAAGCGAUUGGAAAAGGCUUCGCGUGCACCAGGGACGACCAGCGGCAGCUCGAUAGGUGGUACACUCAGUCUUGGGGAGAAUGUGGCAGCCCAGGUGCUACCCGGAGAAUACGUGGAUUACGAGCUUCGAGACUGGAACCGCCAGGACAUUCUCGAAGUCGAACUUACCACGGAUGACCCGACAGUGUGUCUUUUCGUCAGCCCGCUUGCUGCCCAUCAGCAGAGCCGACCCCGGUCGGAUGUGCAUGUCUGGGGAAACUUUUCCAAUGAAUCGCCCAAGCAAAUGCAAUUCCGGCCUACAAAUGUGGCUCUAGAGGGAGCAGAGGCCCUCUACCUGUCCGUUCAUGCAAACCCCGCGAGCACAAGUACUGGAUCUUCGGCUUCAUCACAGCAAACGCCAGCGCAGUAUCACCUACGGAUCACCGUGAAUCUCACGGAUACCAACGACCAGACCGAGGAGUCUCAUGAGCCCGGCGACGUGCAGUGCCAGAACUGCCAGCAAUGGGUUCCGGAGCGGACCUUGAUUCUCCAUGAAAAUUUCUGCCUGCGCAACAACGCCUUCUGCUCCCAGUGUCGCAAUGUUUUCCAGAAGCGAUCUCCCGAGUGGCAAAACCACUGGCACUGCCCACACGAUUCCUCGCACGGCAACGAUGCCGCUAGUAAAGAAAGUCACGAUGCUAUUUUUCACAAGUUUCACGAAUGUAUUGACUGCGCCGUACGUCUUGAAGGGUUGCCUGCUAUCGCACAGCACCGGACCACCGUCUGUCCCGGGAAGUUGAUUCUAUGUCGGUUCUGUCAUCUUCUCGUGCCGCAGAAAAGCGAGUCAGACCCUGACCUUCAUGAUCCUGAGGUCAUUCUCUCUGGUCUUACUCCGCACGAGCUGGUAGAUGGAGGUCGCACUACGGAAUGUCACUUGUGCAAUAAAAUCAUUCGACUCCGAGAUAUGGCAACCCACCUUCGUCAUCACGAUUUGGAGCGCCUAUCCCGGCCUCCGCCUCGCACCUGCUUGAAUCAAAAUUGUGGACGUACCCUGGCUAACACGGGGAACGAGUCCCUUGGGUUGUGCAAUAUCUGCUUCGGGUCGCUGUAUGUGGACACAUACGAUCCAGAGGGCAAGGCGCUGCGGCGCCGCAUCGAACGGCGGUAUCUCUCACAAAUGAUGACUGGAUGCGGCAAAUCAUGGUGCCAGAAUGAGUACUGUAAAACCGGGAAACAGAAUAUGCAAUCUACGUCCGGUACCCCGGCGGCCAUGAGUGUGGUCGAGAUCAUGCAGCUCAUCCGCCCGCUCAUGGGUGCGGUCAACGCCCAUCCUGAUGCACCCAACACAGCGCCUUUCUAUUUUUGUACCGACGAAACUGGUCAGCGCCGUCGCGCGCUGGCAGAAAUGAUCGCUGCUGAGAGUGCUGCAGUUGGAGGCAAAGCAUAUGAUCUGGGAUGGUGCAUUGCAGGCGCCGACGCCACAGGUGGAGAUUUGGAGAAGACGAGGGAAUGGCUGACGAAAUGGGCACCGAUUCAAGGCGAGGCCUUGCAAUGA
Molecule: messenger RNA, 2313 nt
Organism: Penicillium alfredii
Lineage: Eukaryota; Fungi; Ascomycota; Eurotiomycetes; Eurotiales; Aspergillaceae
Product: putative ubiquitin fusion degradation protein (Ufd1)
Exons: 1
Coding region: 1-2313 (770 amino acids)
Cellular component (GO): VCP-NPL4-UFD1 AAA ATPase complex
Molecular function (GO): polyubiquitin modification-dependent protein binding
Source: RefSeq, a predicted model, not a curated record